AUGAAGGCAGCAGACGGAUCAAGAAAACCUUUAUGGUUAAAUCAGCGUACUUUGACAUCACACAUAUUCUUCGGACCAUACGUUCUCUUCCCUAUAUUAGCCGCCUUAACAUGGCUAGGCGGUAUCCUAGCAUUAUUGUUACUUUGGGUGGUAGCUGGUAAACCGCGAUACCAAUCAGACGAAGCUUCAGUGGUUUUUAUAAGUGAUGUAGGGGCCACUCAUCAGACUCUGUUCAUUGUAAUUUGUGCUUGCGUAGCAGGUUUCUACAUACUCUCACUCUUCGCUGAAAGGUGGUUGAGACACGUUGAUAGAUUGCCUACCGAUCUGAGAAAGAGGGAAGUGAUCUUUGAUUGGCUAGCAAUCGUAUUCUGUAUAAUAGGCUCAGCGGGAUUGGUGCUUCUCUCAGCAUUCAACGCAUUUGACCAUUCUACGAUUCAUUGGACAAUGACACUGGUGUUCAUCGUCGGUGUGGCUCUCUCAGCUAUCUUCCAAUCUGCUGAAGUCUGGUCAUUACACAAAGAUCACCCUGAUCGAAAGUCACUCAGAAGAAACUCCAUCUUGAAAUUGACCGUUGUCGUGGUGGCUGUAGCUUGUGCUAUUGCUUUUGGAGCAACUUACGGAGUGUGUGGAGGCAAUUCUACCGCUACCUCUUCCCAUUCCGCCGAAACAUGCAACAGCGUAACAUCCGCCGCCGCAGCCCUAGAAUGGACCGUCGCUUUCAUCUUAGUCUUCUACUUCCUGACCAUCGCAGCGGACUUAUGGCCAGCAGGUAAAUCCAGUCCAAGGUAUAUGAGGAGAUUGGCGAAAUGGCAAGCAAAACAUGAGAAUGUCAAUCACCUAGAGAAUGAUUUCACUGGUAGGGGGGCAUUCGACGUCUAUCCUGAAAGAGCCAACUGGCAGGCGAGGGAACAAGAGAUGAGGAGGGAAAUGAUUGAUAGGAAUACUGGUGCAGCAUAUGUCGGUAAUGGAAACAGUAACAAUGGAACUCAUCCAUCGAGUAUUGAUGAUAAUAGGUAUUCGAUGGGUAGUCAAACACCCAUGAUGAGGCAGGUAUAG
This is a messenger RNA of Kwoniella mangroviensis CBS 8507, 1056 nucleotides long. RefSeq lists its product as uncharacterized. NCBI's taxonomy places the organism in Eukaryota, Fungi, Basidiomycota, Tremellomycetes, Tremellales, Cryptococcaceae. The transcript has 7 exons. The record is from RefSeq and is a predicted model, not a curated record. The coding region runs from base 1 to 1056 and encodes 351 amino acids. Gene Ontology annotation, cellular component: plasma membrane.